This is a messenger RNA of Sphaeroforma arctica JP610, 384 nucleotides long. RefSeq lists its product as hypothetical. Lineage: Eukaryota; Ichthyosporea; Ichthyophonida. The transcript has a single exon. The coding region runs from base 1 to 384 and encodes 127 amino acids. The record is from RefSeq and is a predicted model, not a curated record.
AUGGAACAGAAUGAUGCAAGUUUUAUAGACUCGCUUGUGCAGUGUAUCGACCUAGAUGGCCACGUGAGGGGUGCACCAUCCAUACAUGAUAAGAACUCUCCUGGAAAGGAUGCAGGCCACAGAUUACAAAGACGAAAUUUCAGCUACGAUCAAAUUCAGAUUGCUGCCAAUGAUCCGAUAUCGGCAACACAAUGUACUCAAGAGCAGCUUCCGGUGAUAGAAAACGAUGAGCCAGCACGUAACGUGGGUGAAUCGUUAAAGUCUCUUCCGAGGAAUACAUCCGUGAAUUCGUGGACACGUUGCGAGAUUAGCUCUGCAAUAGCCGAGUCUAGGUCCGGGUUCAAUUUCCAGGGAGUCGCCAGUGAAGUCAGUCGAGGGACUUAA